Molecule: messenger RNA, 903 nt
Organism: Malus domestica (apple)
Lineage: Eukaryota; Viridiplantae; Streptophyta; Magnoliopsida; Rosales; Rosaceae
Product: PLAT domain-containing protein 3-like
Molecular function (GO): protein binding
Source: RefSeq, a predicted model, not a curated record
GGCUAAUUUAGCUAUGUAUGUUUUGAAAGAAAUAUAAGCGAUAUUCAUGUAUUUUACUUUUUCUAAUAACAGUAUCCCUAUAUAUAGAUGUGCAUUUACACUAGCUCAGUAAACUGGUAGUGAUCCACCUCUUUCUGUGUUCUCAAUCUCACACUCGCACAUCUCUGCAUCUAAACAAGUAGAAGGCAAAAAUGACGAGUUUCCGCUUCACGGUGACCCUUAUGGUGAUCGCUCUCUUCUUCUCUACAGCAGCUGGAAAUCCUCAUGACAAAUGUGUGUACACAAUUUAUGUAAAGACGGGGUCGAUCAUCAAGGCGGGCACAGACUCAAAGAUAAGCAUGACACUCGGUGAUUUCUCCGGCCGGUCUGUAUGGGUGCCGGAUCUUAGGUCAUGGGGGCUAAUGGGGCCACACUACGACUACUUUGAGCGUGGCAACGUGGACGUGUUUAGCGUACGUGGUCCAUGCAUGGAUGCACCAGUGUGCCGGCUCACCCUCACCUCCAACGGGUUUGGUGCACACGCCGGGUGGUACUGCGAUCAUGUGGAGGUUACUGCCACGGGGCCUAACACUGCAUGUUCGAAAUCCAUGUUCUAUGUUCAACAAUGGUUGUCCAACGAUGUUGCUCCAUAUCAGAUGACUGCGACUCGCGAUGCGUGUAAUCCGUGGAACGUCAAUGCCGCAGCGGAGCAGCUGGGGAAAGAUGGGAAGUUUGUUGUGGAGUAUCCCAAAAGAUAUGCUUGAUUGUUAUUUGUUGGGAUGAAUAAUGACUAGUUGAAUAGAAAUAUUUUGGUGCUUUGGUUCGUUGGGAUUUUUUAAUUUUUUUAAUUUUAUAAUUUGGAUCCGAAAAUGUUUUGGUGUUCUUUUCUAAUUGAGGAAAUGGUCCUAUCUGUAGUUUGGAGUU